Serendipita indica DSM 11827 is the source of this 2775-nucleotide messenger RNA. Lineage: Eukaryota; Fungi; Basidiomycota; Agaricomycetes; Sebacinales; Serendipitaceae. The record is from the annotation of a GenBank genome assembly.
AUGGCCGACUUUGUGAUGGAAUACGACUCGUAUGAUGCCAUUCUGCAUCACAUCUUCAAGCAAACCCAAGGCGAGGCUUGGUUCAAACCCACAGAGGAGUCGAUGCAGGCGGGUGUCGCUCUGAGGAUAGACAAUAAUCCUCCAAAGUUUCGUGUUUUCCCCUACGAGAACAUGAGUCUGGUCCCCUUUGAGGCGGCUGUUCGUGCCCUCAACCCUCUUGUCGCCGUCAAGAUUCGUUCCGCUUCGGUUCACGCAUCCCUCGCGAUAGCAUCGUCAGACGAUACGGGUCUCUACGUCGAUAAGGAGACUCGAAUCCAGAUCCUCGACUCUAUUGCGGAUCUUCCCACGGCAGACAAGGAACAGUCUGCCGCAUUCAUCCGAGACGAACGAGUCUUGAUCUGCUGGUCCGACAACCUCGACGGUAUCAUUCCGACAUGCAAGGAAUUCGAAGACAAGCUGAUCAGCCUCGUCUGGAAGAUUCGCACGGCACAAUUGCAGGGCGGGGACGCCAUGUCCUCUGCCACCUCUAUCACCGGCUAUAAUAAUUAUGCCGACUCCCACCACACACUCGAGCCGAUCAUCAUCAAUAACCAGGGAACAAUCGAAAAGGUCGAUCCUCGCAAACUGCGCAAUGAACCGACGAGCGAGUUUGCCGACGGUAUGGAUGAGAAGCGCGCCAAGACUCGCUCGAGUUUCUUUGGAUGGCGUACCGAAAAGGACGGCGGAGAGGUCGAGGCGGACAGACCCGCCAAACGUCCGACGAGGCUCCUCGCCCCCAUUUACAACGGACUCGGUGCUGCGCUUGCACUCGUGCUCACAUUGGAUGUCGUCCGAAAGCUCCUCAUCGAGUUUUGGCUAGAUGGUGGAACGAUGCGCUUUGCGCUCAUCGCCAUCACCCCUCUCUUGUUCUGCGUCUCUCUCUUUUUCUACCUCUUUGUCAUCGGUGUGGUCACCCAGUCUAUUGGACCGGUCGCUCAGUUUCAUCAAAAUUCAAAGUACUACUCUGCCGUCAAACCCGCCCCCAACCCAGCCGUCGACCGCAAGCUCCCACACAUUACGAUUCAAAUGCCCGUCUACAAAGAAUCGCUGACAGAGACCAUUGCACCUUCGUGCGAGUCGCUGAAAAAGGCCAUGCAGACGUAUGCUCGUCAGGGAGGCACCUCGUGCAUCAUGAUUUGCGACGACGGUAUGCAGCUCAUUGAACCUGCAGAGGCCGCCGAACGCAAGCAAUACUAUGCCGACCACGGUAUUGGUUGGAUCGCCCGUCCAAGACACUCUUCCAACCCAGAUGGUUUCAAACGAGCAGGUCGAUUCAAAAAGGCUUCGAACAUGAACUAUGCGCUCAAGAUUUCGCUCAAACUCGAAGAACACCUCGCCCGUUUCCUGUCUGACGAGCGCGCAGUGGCCAAUGCACGCAUGCAGGCUCAACUCGCCAAGGCUGCAGAACGCGAACAAGGAAUCACAAACGGUCAUUCGGCGUGGGCAGAUGAAGAGGAAGAAGGCGAAGAAUCGUUGGAAGAGCUUGCGCUACGCGCGGCCAUGGACGAAGUCUAUGCAGAGUCGGGCAAUCGCUUCCAACCUUGGGGUGCUGGUGGCAAGGCACUGCGUGUAGGCGAACUCAUCUUGAUCGUCGACUCGGACACGAUUGUACCCGAAGACUGUCUCCGUGAUGCGGCGCGUGAAAUGGCAGAGUCGCCUGAACUCGGUGUCAUUCAACACGAGUCGGAUGUCAUGCAGGUCUCACACAAUUACUUUGAAAACGGCAUUGCACAUUUUACUCGACGCAUCAACAAGGCCAUCUCGUUUGCGGCUGCCAACGGCGAAGUCGCGGCGUUUGUCGGUCACAAUGCCUUUUUGCGAUGGAGUGCGAUUCAGGAUGUUGCCUUUAUCGACCCUGCCGAUGGAGAGAGGAAGAUUUGGUCAGAGGCAAAUGUGUCCGAGGACUUCGAUAUGGCUCUUCGUCUCCAGCUUGGUGGUUAUACCGUCCGAUGGGCAAGUUAUUCCGAGGGAGGGUUCAAGGAGGGUGUGUCGCUCACUGCCGACGACGAGUUGAAUCGAUGGGAAAAAUAUGCAUUCGGUUGCUCGGAACUGAUCUUCAACCCGCUCAUCAAGUGGUUUACGCGUGGCCCCAUCUCUGGCCAGCUCCACCGCUUCGUGUGGUCCAACGCACCAGUGCACUACAAGAUCAGUAUGAUGGCCUACAUGUUCUCGUACUACGGCAUCGCAGCGUCUUUCACGCUCUCGCUGUUCAACUACCUGCUCAUUGGCUGGCAGUUGCCCAUUUCGAGCAUGUACCUGCAAUCGUUCCAGAUUUGGGUGUCCAUUGUUUUCAUCUUCCCCCUCUGCGGUAAUAUUGCGCACACGCUGCUCGAGUACCGUAUCGGCCACAAGGGGCUGCUUGCAGCGCUCUGGGAGAACAUUAUCUGGAUCCCAUUCUUCUUCGUCUUCUUUGGUGGUCUGUCGAUCCAUUUGAGCAAGGCCAUUCUCGCGCACUUGUUCUCGUACAACAUUACAUGGGGUGCGACAAAGAAGGAAGUCGAGCGUUCCAACUUCUUCUUGGAAGUGCCCAAGAUUUUGGUCCGAUUCCGCGUUGCGCUCGUCGUGUGCUUUAUCACCGUCGGUGGCAUGGUCGUAUUGGCUUUGCCGUUUGUACCAUUGGACUGGAAGAUUCCGUACAACAAUUGGUCGGUCAUCAUCCCGCUUGCCAUCUCGGCCAUUUCGCACUUCCUCUAUCCCAUCGUCCUCAACCCGUACCUCAUGGUGUUCUCGUAUUAA